Ylistrum balloti is the source of this 1410-nucleotide messenger RNA. RefSeq names its product set1/Ash2 histone methyltransferase complex subunit ASH2-like. NCBI's taxonomy places the organism in Eukaryota, Metazoa, Mollusca, Bivalvia, Pectinida, Pectinidae. The annotation marks the transcript as partial. Gene Ontology annotation, molecular function: transcription cis-regulatory region binding; protein binding. Gene Ontology annotation, cellular component: Set1C/COMPASS complex. The transcript is spliced from 6 exons. The record is from RefSeq and is a predicted model, not a curated record.
GAGUAAGGCGUGGUGCGUGGUACUAUGAGGUCCUUAUUGAGGAGAUGCCAGCUGAUACGGCUUCCAGGAUUGGCUGGUCCCAAGAAUUAGGUAAUCUGCAGGCACCAGUUGGGUAUGACAAGUUCAGCUAUUCAUGGCGGUCAAGGAAAGGCACCAAGUUCCAUCAGAGUCGAGGUAAACACUACAGCAGUGGAGGGUAUGGUGAGGGGGAUGUCAUAGGAUUCUUUAUACACCUGCCAGAACCAGAGGACAUCAGGAAAAUGUUACCUCAGACAUAUAAAGACCGGCCUUUGGUGAAGUUUAAGAGCCAUCUGUACUAUGAGGAAAAGGAUUAUGUAACAGAGACAGAGAAGAAUCUAAAACCUAUAAGGGGAAGUCAGAUGAUUAUGUACAAGAAUGGUGUGUCACAGGGGAUCGCUUUUGAGGAUGUGUUUGAGGGCUGGUAUUACCCCUGUAUAUCUCUAUAUAAAAAUGCUAAGGUAACUGUGAACUUUGGACCUGAUUUUAAGUUUGGACCACAAGGUUUAAAGGGUUUCAAGCCAAUGUCAGAAGCAGCCUCACAGACCAUGGUAGAAUAUGCUCUAGCUGACAUUCUGUACCAUGUGGAAAAUGAAGGCAAACUCCCAGAGUUUUGAAGAAUAUCAAGGAAUGAAUGAAGAGGAGGGAUUUUACAAGGAAAUAAUAAUGCUAAUGAAUUAUGCGACAUGAAUCCCAACAUGACAAAAUACAUUGAUAAUCCAACCACUGGACAAGUCCUACUGACUCAACACUGGACACCAUACUGCCCAAACAGUUUGACAACCGCACUAACCAAACAGUUUGACAAUCACCCUGACCCAUCAAUAAGACAUACCACUGGACAAGUCCAGAGUCAGCUCUGGACAGUACACACCACCCAAGCAGUCAGGCAAACGUAGGACAAGCCACACAGAACUUACCAUAGUAUCAACCACUGGAUAAGCCUCACCCACCAAGCAGUCAGACAAAACAUAGGACAAGCCACACAGAACUUACCAUAGUAUCAACCAGUGGAUAAGCCUCACCCACCAAGCAGUCAGGCAAAACACAUGACAAGCCACAGUGUAGACCCAUCAAUGGUCACUUAGUAGAACAAACUUUAUACCAGAUUGUGUUCAAGUAUAGGUGCUUGGGAUUCCUUACAAUAUUGUUUCCUUGUUUUUAAUAUGACUUUCCUUUCCUGAUUUACAUGAAUAAUAACCAAGUGAAGUAAUCUCGAGCUUCCCCUGUGGAAUUUUACCCCCUUUAGACAUUAGUGUAGUGGUAUGUGUGAAAGGUGGAACUGGAGAAAGUGUUUACUAGUGUGAAAAUUUUAUCUAGAGACAGAAUCUGCCGUAAUUCUAUGUGUAUUUGAAAUGUCUACAAAAAUCAUGAAUAAAUGUGUAAAGUCAA